AUGGCCGCCGCGUUAUCGGCCCCAGAAAUCUUGCUGAUGGUGCUCGAGCAUCUGGAUUUUCAUCCAUUGCCGUCGAUCACCGUCGCGAACCGGAUGCAUGGCUAUACCGGUUGGCCAGUCUUUGACGUCGGCGCGGUGCGGGCGUUCAGCGAAGUGUGUAGGUCAUGGGCCGCGCUGGCGCAGCCGUUACUCUUUCGCCAUGCCGUCCUGCGCAAGCGCAGGCAUGUGCUGUCCUCUCUGGCGGCCAUUAUUCAUGGCUCGAAGACUAGGGGCCGGCUACUCAGGGAUGCGGUUUAUAGGAUCACGCUCUCCGUUGGACCGGACGAGGAGGAUGCGCAUGCCAUACAACGUCGUCCAAGUUCCAGUGAUGGCCUGUUUCUUGGCGAAAAUCUGGAUCAGCCGCCCAAUACACACGACCUCGUGAACCUGCUGCGCUCAUGCCCAGAUCGAGGUCUACAACUUCUAUGCGUGAACUCCGUCAGAGGGAAGCUGAAUGGUCGGCAACCUCACUCGGAGGAGGCACACCUAGACACGCUCGGUCUCGACGAACGAGCGUUGAGAGCACUGAAGGCCCCUCCCUCUGUCACUUGCCUCUCGGUCUCCACGUGCUCCGACAAACCCGACCGCACGCCAUGGCAACUCCUUUCUCUCUUGGCGCCUACAAUCAAGAUCCUUGCGCUCACCGGAACCGGCCAUAUACCCGAGUACAAUGGCCCUGCACUCACCCAGCUCCGCCUCAACGAGUUCAUCUGGAUGAAAGAGCGCGCCGAGGGCUGGAGCACCAUCCCUUACAUCCUCUCCAGCUCGAUCGGCCACCUUCGCUCGAUCGAAGCGGAAGGAACGCACAUUCAUCCCGCUGACGUCCUCCAACAGCACCGGAUGCACCUCGAGUCGGUUCGCAUCACCCAGAUGCGCUCCGUCUCGUCUCCGCAACAGGCGUGGUUAUCCUAUCCCCGGCUGAAGGAGCUCAUUCUAGAUACGUCUGACUACCACGCGCCGAGGGGUGAGGGGCAGACAUUGCUCGCCUCGGAGACGAUGCAGCACCUCGCGGGGCGCAUCUCGGACGACCUGGAGCUGUGGCACGCGGUCAUGGAGCGCCUGCCUAAUCUGCGCACGGUCACUGUUGGAUGGAAGGACGAUGUGCGAGGGCUUGAGGCUGAGUGUGCGGCGCAGAGUAUCGAGGUUCGGUCAGGGUUCUCGCCACGCGUCUCCCUAUGA
Punctularia strigosozonata HHB-11173 SS5 is the source of this 1218-nucleotide messenger RNA. RefSeq lists its product as uncharacterized. NCBI's taxonomy places the organism in Eukaryota, Fungi, Basidiomycota, Agaricomycetes, Corticiales, Punctulariaceae. The transcript has 2 exons. The record is from RefSeq and is a predicted model, not a curated record. Bases 1 to 1218 code for a protein of 405 amino acids.